This is a messenger RNA of Xiphophorus maculatus (southern platyfish), 2873 nucleotides long. RefSeq names its product translation initiation factor IF-2. NCBI's taxonomy places the organism in Eukaryota, Metazoa, Chordata, Actinopteri, Cyprinodontiformes, Poeciliidae. The record is from RefSeq and is a predicted model, not a curated record. The transcript has a single exon. Bases 1582 to 2784 code for a protein of 400 amino acids.
UCUCUGGUUCUGGUUGUUAACUGGUCCAUAAAACCAGUCAUGGAGAAAAUAGAGAUAGAAAAUAUCCUGGAUGGAUGGAUGAACCAACUGUUGAAUGAGUGGUUGGAUGAACGCCUCUGUCUGGUAUCCGUUCUUCUUCUUCUCUGGUUCUGGGUUCUGGUUGGAUGUUCUGGAUCUUCUCGCCUCCAGCUGCUCUGGGUCGUCAUGGUUUCAGGACCUGAGCUGGUACUGCUGACGACGUCACCCAGUGCUCCCAGUGCUCCCAGCAGCAGCAACUGUAUCUGCUGCGCUGUUGAAGCUAGAGGAGCUUCAGGCGGCUCUCCCCACAGCGCCCCUGCUGGUUGCCUCCUGUCUUUACAUCGGUUCAAUGAAUCGAUCAAUAAAUGAUCAAACUGUUUAUGAUCUUCACUCUGAAAUUAAGACAUUUAAAAAAUAAGAACAGAGUCACAUUAGUGCAACAAAAUGUUUUAUUUCAGUAAUUAUCCGCCAGUGCAGCAAGAAAAUUACAUUAAAAUUUAAAAAAGCACUUAAUGUAAAAUUUUAGAAAUAUCAAUUUAAGCACUUAAUGCUUAAAAUAGUGAGAUUUUAAAACUAAUUUAUGAAUUUAUUUCAAGGUUGAUGAAAAACAAGCAGAUGUUUCUUUAUUCAUGUCUGCAGUUCAGGACUUUAUUACAUUUCACUGAAAAAUGUUUUUAUUGUUAAAACCUUUGUGAACAUUUUAAACAUCCAGUUUGAAUAAAAAUAUUAAAUUUAUUAAAUCUGAUCAGAUGGAUUCAGACGAUCUCUGAUUAAUUUUAAAUGAAGUUUUUCUCUGAAUAAAUGAAAUAAUUUGAUCUUUAUGGUUUUAAAUGUGUCUAUUUUCCACCCCUUCAUGGUUUCCAUGGUUACUGGAAGCGAUGCUGGAAACCAGUUCAUGGAAUAUUUACACACAGGAAGUGAAAACUUGAUUUUAAUUCAGUUACAAAUAAUAAGCUGAAUUUGGUGAAUAUCUGUGAAUCUGUUAAUAAACUGAAUAAAAUUUUUAGUAUUUUAAAUUAAAAUGAGUUCCAGACUUUAAUGAGUUGCAUUAUGGGAUGCUGCGGCGGUGAUGGCGGCGCUGCGGUGCUGCACCACCCACAUGGAGGCCCCUGUUCUCGCCGUCGCUGGUUCGAUUCCUGGCCUGGUGACCUUUGCCCCCUGUCCUCUCUUUCCUGUUAAUUCACUAUGAAAUAAAGGAAAUGAUAAAACCUUUAAAAUGAGCUGAGUUAUGAAAACAUGACAGUUUCAGUUGAUCAGAUUUCAACGUCUCCUGGUUCUGAGUGAAAAUGAUAAUUUCAGUAAAAUAAUGAAUAUAUUUAUUUAACUUUAUUUAAGGAAAGUUGAUUUUAUUGAGCAGAAAUAAAGCAAUCCAAACAGAACUGGACCCGGUUCUGGAAGCUGCUCUCAAUGUUUAGUCAUAAGACUUCAUGGUGACAGCUGCUGUUGGUAAAAUUAACUCAAUACUUUGAGUUAUUCAUCCAUAAGAGGGAAAUAUGUUAUUAUGUUUAUUAAUGUCUCAGUUUCAACUAAACAUUUAGCUUCAUAAUUCAAUAUUUAGUCUCCAUGAGUUUUCAGGACUUUAGUCAGUCUGAAGUUCAGAGAGCUUUUAAAUCCCUGGUGGGGUUCCGGUCUGUUGGGUUUGACUAUCUGCACUUCAUCACCAGUUUUCAGACUCGUUUCGUUUUUCUCUCUGAAUCAGAAUCAUUUCAGCAACAUGGAAACGUCAACGGUCCGAGUGUCUCCGGGUCCGCCGGGCCCACUGUGAGGGCCCACACACCGGGCCCUCACAGUGGGCCCUCACACCGGGGCCCUCACAGUGGGCCCUCACACCGGGCCCUCACAGUGGGCCCUCACACCAGGCCCUCACACCGGGGCCCUCACAGUGGGCCCUCACACCAGGCCCUCACACCGGGGCCCUCACAGUGGGCCCUCACACCAGGCCCUCACAGUGGGCCCUCACACCGGGCCCUCACAUCGGGGCCCUCACAGUGGGCCCUCACACCAGGCCCUCACACCGGGGCCCUCACACCGGGGCCCUCACAGUGGGCCCUCACACCGGGGCCCUCACAGUGGGCCCUCACACCGGGGCCCUCACAGUGGGCCCUCACACCGGGCCCUCACAGUGGGCCCUCACACCAGGCCCUCACACCGGGGCCCUCACAGUGGGCCCUCACACCAGGCCCUCACACCAGGCCCUCACACCGGGGCCCUCACAGUGGGCCCUCACACCGGGCCCUCACAUCGGGGCCCUCACAGUGGGCCCUCACACCAGGCCCUCACACCGGGGCCCUCACACCGGGGCCCUCACAGUGGGCCCUCACACCGGGGCCCUCACAGUGGGCCCUCACACCGGGGCCCUCACAGUGGGCCCUCACACCGGGCCCUCACAGUGGGCCCUCACACCGGGCCCUCACAGUGGGCCCUCACACCAGGCCCUCACAGUGGGCCCUCACACCAGGCCCUCACAGUGGGCCCUCACACCGGGCCCUCACAUCGGGGCCCUCACAGUGGGCCCUCACACCGGGGCCCUCACAGUGGGCCCUCACACCGGGCCCUCACAGUGGGCCCUCACACCAGGCCCUCACACCGGGGCCCUCACAGUGGGCCCUCACACCAGGCCCUCACACCAGGCCCUCACACCGGGGCCCUCACAGUGGGCCCUCACACCAGGCCCUCACAGUGGGCCCUCACACCGGGCCCUCACAUCGGGGCCCUCACAGUGGGCCCUCACACCAGGCCCUCACACCGGGGCCCUCACAGCGCUAAACCAACGAUUUUUAAAUUUUUUUUACUUUAAACAAAAUAAGCACAAACAAGUGCAUAUAUUCCAGCAGUGCAACUCUGUAGAGGCAGAU